Fusarium venenatum is the source of this 1569-nucleotide messenger RNA. RefSeq lists its product as uncharacterized. Lineage: Eukaryota; Fungi; Ascomycota; Sordariomycetes; Hypocreales; Nectriaceae. The record is from RefSeq and is a predicted model, not a curated record.
AUGAAAUUCAUCGACACCUCCGCCCUCGCUCUUGCGGCAAGCACCCUCAUUUCACCGGCUUCGGCUCACUCCUGGGUUGAGUAUGCCUCCAAACUCGCUCGAAAUGGCACCAUGAUUGGUAAAAUGGGUUAUCCUCGUGGCUUUGUCCCUCGCGAUUCCACCAACCCUCCUUUUGCGGACUCGAUCCCUCAGAACAUUUUGCCCCAGGCAGGCCAAUCCGCUUACUCUGGCCAAGAGAUUCUGAACAAGUACAAACUUGAGAAGAACCCUCAAUUCCCCAUGCUUGAAGCCGCUGCUGGUGACUACAUUGCUAUCAUGCAUCUCGAGAAUGGCCACACCACUCUUCCCGAGAACCAGCCUAACAAACCCAAGAACCGUGGCACUAUCUACUUCUACGGCACCACCAAGCCCAAUGAUGAGGAGAAGCUCUUCGAUGUUCACCUCCGCUGGAAUACAGAGGGCACUGGUGGUGACAAGCGUGGCAAGCUCAUCUCCACUCGCAACUAUGAUGACGGUCAGUGCUAUCAACCCAACAGUGGUCAACUCAGCACUGGACGCUCCACCGAACUCAAGCCCAAGGGCGCCAUCCACGAGAAGGAACUCGCCUGCCAGUCUGAUCUGAAGCUCCCCAGCGAUCUCAAGGCUGGCGAUAUCUACACCAUCUACUGGUACUGGGACUGGCCCGACCUGAACAGCGACAGCAUUGACAUGGAAGCCACCAAGAAUGGCAAGUUCCCCUGGGCUGGAACUUUCAUGCGUGGAGAAAAAGACCCCAACGGCUUCAACAUGGACGCCAUUGCGCGCAACGAGAGUUACUCGAGCGUCCUUGACAUCAAGAUCACUGGCGCCGCGGGUGUCGCUACUAAGGAUCAAAACAUUCUUGAAUACGUCGACGAUCAGAACGUUUACUCUGCCGGUAUCGAGGAGCAGAUGAAGUCCAACUUUCAAGUCGACGUUGACGGCGGCAAGGGUGAAGAUAUGCCUGCUCCUUCAUCCCCUUCAUCUCCUUCAUCUCCUGCUAGCCCUACUGCUACCGCACCAUCCGAUGGAGGAGCUGGAAGUGGCGGUGAUAUCGCUACGGUGACCGUCACAGCGACCGUCAAGCCUUCUCCCAUCAUAAGCACCGUAUAUGUCACUGUUCCUUCCGAGUCUCUUACUGGAGUUGCUCCCGAACCAGUUGAUGGAGAGACCAGCACCAAGACCAUCACUACUACAGCUCUUGUUACCAAAAGCAAGAACCCAUCCGAUGCUGUGCCUACCCCGCCCGCUGCCUCGACUGUCUACGAGACUCUCUAUACUACACGGCCCAAGGAACAGCCCACUGGAGGUAAUCAGCCGCAACAGCCGCAGCCCUCCACGGUCUUCAAGACCAUUGUCACCCAUAUAAAUACACCCUCAUCCAGCGGAGAGGUCAACGCUCCUCCCGCUCAACCCACGUUCCCCGGCGGUCAGUUCCGCGAAGACCCUCCCGCCGAUGGAGGUGCUCCGGCUCAGACCCAGAGCGAUGGCCCUCCCAUCCCCACGCCAUUCCUCCGCCGCCGCCAGAACUGGGUUCUUGGCAACUUUUAG